AUGGCAAGUCACAGAGACCCUCGCUUUCUGCACAACCUGUCCUACCAUCCCCGAUGGCAGCAUGACUCAAUAAAAAUAAAGAGGAAAAGACACAUGCGGACAGUAGCUGCAAACAGUUGCAGUGAGUAUAGUUUAUUUGAAUCAUUAUCAUCAUCAUCAUCAAGGUCAUUAUCAUCAAAACUAAAGCAGCCAUCAUCCCCUGUGCAAUCCUCCAAGAGCUGGUGGAGGAACUGGCUUCUUCUGCCCUUUUUCAUGCUUUCAUUUCUGCCCUGUCAAGCCUGGGCAACCACUUUCAAAGUGGCACUGGUUGGACCCUGGACUUGUGACCUCUUAUAUUCCAAAGCCUUGCCUGACUUGGCAGCCCGUCUUGCCACCAGCCGCAUCAAUAAGGACCCCUACCUCAACAAAGGCUACUGGUAUGACUACACGUUGAUCAAUGAGGAUUGCAAGUCAUCCCGUGCCCUUGCUCGCUUUGCUGGACUGGAUGGCUAUGGUGCUGCUUUCCUGGGCCCAGCCAAUCCAGGCUACUGCUCCUCAGCUGCUUUGUAUGCAAAAGAGUGGGACCUGGGGAUUGCAUCCUGGGGUUGCCUCAAACCAGACAUGGAAAAUGGAGACACAUAUCCCACCUUCCUGCGCCCGCUGCCACUCUCGUCCAAUGUACUUUUCUCUGUGUUGCGCUUCUUUCAUUGGGCCCAUGUGGCUAUAAUAUCAGAGGAGACAGAUUUGUGGGAAGCCACUGGACAGCAGCUGGCCUCGUCACUGAGGGCCCUUGGUCUGCCGAUCAAUCCUGUGGUCACCAUGGAGGGCGAUAAGGAUGGGCCUCGGAGGGCCUUGACAAAAGUGCGGGAAGCUGACCGGGUCAGAGUGAUCAUUAUGUGCAUGCCCUCUGUCCUAAUUGGUGGCCAAGCCCAGUACCAACUUCUGACCACAGCCUUGGCCAUGCGUAUGAUCGACCGUGGCUAUGUGUUCAUCCCCUAUGACACCCUGCUCUACGCACUACCCUACACCAAUGCGUCCUACUAUUUGCUAGGCAAUGACACAAAACUACGGAAAGCCUAUGAUGGGGUUCUCACCAUCACUAUGGACUCGGGAGAACGCAAUUUCCAUGAGGCCUUCAAACAUGCCCAGAACAGCUAUGAAAUCCGCAGCAGCACCCCACCAGAGCAGGUUUCCCCAUUCUUUGGUACCAUCUACAACAUGAUGUACUACAUAGCUAUGGCUGUUGAGCAGGUCCGCGCCAAAAAAGGCCGCUGGGUGACAGGUGAGAUCCUGGGCGAAAGCGAGGGCGGCUUUGAAUAUGCAGGCUUCAAUCAGCCCUUGUGGGCUGGUAGGAAUGGUGAAGGCAUGCAGGCCCGCUAUGUAGUGCUGGACUAUAGUGGCAUAGGCAACACUCUCUACUCCACCCACGCUCUGGAAGCUCAAAAUACAGAUGGCAAGACCGGGAGUUUGAAAUACCUUGGACGGUCAAUCCAUUUUGCAGGAAGUACGCCCUACAGAGACUCAGGUUGCUGGUUUAGUCCAUAUUUUGCCUGCACUGGAGGACUGGAUUCAGUCACUCACUUCUUCCUUUUUCUGGGGUUCGUUUUUUUGUUUGGAUGUGGAAUAAUCUUCUUUCUUCAAUUCAAAAAAACCGGCAGAGUUGGGUUCAGCUUCGGGGGUGUUGGAGGUGGUGGUGGAUCAACAAAGGUAGUCCUGACCCUGGAUGACCUGGUCUUCAUCAACACUCAAGUCAGCAAACGGAAGCUCAAUGACGAAAGCAUUAUGAAAAGCCAGCUGGAUAUGAAGACGCCUCAACACUCUGUGUCUGGUCGAAGCUACUUGGCCUCCACACCAGACAGCUCGAAUGUUGCUGUGUUUGAGGGUGACUGGGUUUGGUUGAAGAAAACCCCCAGUGGAGUAUCAAGUGUCAACAGCAGCACUGAAUUUGUCUUUGUCAAGCUCAGAGACAUGAGGCAUGAAAACCUCAAUCUGUUCCUGGGACUGUUCUACGAUUCUGGGAUCUUUGGCAUUGUGACAGAACAUUGCUCCAGGGGCAGCUUGGAGAACUUGCUCAGCAAUGAGGAAGUGCGUCUUGACUGGAUGUUCAAGUCUUCCCUGUUAAUGGAUCUGAUCCGGGGGAUGAAGUACCUGCACAACCGUGGCAUUGUGCAUGGACGGCUCAAAUCCCGCAACUGUGUGGUAGACGGGCGCUUUGUGUUGAAGGUGACAGAUUAUGGGUUCAAUGAAAUUUUGACUUCCCAAAGCAUGGACACUGAUGAUGACAAGCCAGAGAAUCUGCUCUGGACGGCUCCUGAGUUGCUGCGAAGCUCUAGUUUGAGAAAAAAGGGCACUUUCCCGGGAGAUGUCUACAGCUUCUCCAUUAUUGCACAAGAGAUCAUUUCCCGCUCUGCACCUUUCUGCAUGCUGGACAUGCCUCCCAAGGAAAUUAUCAGCAAAGUGAAAGAGCCUCCUCCUUUGUGCCGGCCUGUCGUGUCACUGGAAGAGGCUCCGGUGGAAGUGAUACAGGUUAUGAAACAGGCCUGGAGUGAAGAGCCAGGGAAGAGGCUGACCUUUGAGGAGAUCUUCAAACAGUUCAAGGGCAUCAACAAGGGAAAGAAAACCAACAUAAUCGACUCCAUGCUGCGCAUGUUGGAGCAGUACUCCUCUAAUUUGGAGGAUCUGAUUAGAGAGAGGACGGAGGAGCUGGAGGUGGAGAGACAGAAGACUGACACUCUGGUGGCUCAGAUGUUGCCCAGGUCUGUGGCCCAGGCGCUGAAGACAGGGAAGCCUGUGAAACCCGAGCAUUUCAGCGAAGUCACCCUGUACUUCAGUGACAUUGUGGGCUUCACCACAAUCUCAGCUCUUAGCGAGCCCAUCGAGGUGGUCGACUUACUCAAUGACCUCUACUCACUCUUUGAUGCUAUCAUUGGGUUGCACGAUGUGUACAAGGUUGAAACUAUCGGGGAUGCUUACAUGGUAGCUUCAGGAGUUCCCAACAGGAACGGCAACCGUCAUGCAGCUGAGAUGGCUAACAUGUCUCUUGACAUCCUCCAUUGCAUUGGGACCUUCAGGAUGAGGCAUAUGCCUGACAUAAAAGUCAGGAUACGUAUUGGCCUGCACUCUGGCCCAGUUGUAGCAGGAGUAGUGGGCCUUACAAUGCCUCGGUACUGUCUGUUUGGAGACACAGUGAACACAGCAUCUCGCAUGGAGUCCACAUCAUUGAUUUACAGAAUCCAUGUCAACGGGAGAACAGUUGAAAUCCUCAAAAGCUUGGAAAUGGGAUACAAAAUUGACUGCAGAGGUCUGACAGAGCUAAAGGGAAAAGGGGUUGAAAACACGUUCUGGUUGGUUGGGAAGGAGGAUUUCACCAAACCUCUGCCCAUUCCACCAGACACUCUAGGGGGAACCAAUCAUGGUAUUGGUGUAGAUGAGAUACCGGUGGACAGAAGACAAAAAUUCCUGGAACGACAGAAGAAGAUGGGCUAG
Molecule: messenger RNA, 3465 nt
Organism: Scomber scombrus (Atlantic mackerel)
Lineage: Eukaryota; Metazoa; Chordata; Actinopteri; Scombriformes; Scombridae
Gene: gucy2d
Product: guanylate cyclase 2D, retinal
Exons: 18
Coding region: 1-3465 (1154 amino acids)
Biological process (GO): intracellular signal transduction; cGMP biosynthetic process; receptor guanylyl cyclase signaling pathway
Molecular function (GO): guanylate cyclase activity; protein kinase activity; peptide receptor activity
Source: RefSeq, a predicted model, not a curated record